AUGGCUUCAUGCAUAGAUUUAGUUCCAUGGGCCCGACUGCACAUAAUACCACUUCAGCUUUGUCUUCUAGCUUGGUGGAGACCAGCUCUACAGAGUUUAAAUCCUUUGAUUCCACUGUAUCGACCACUCCAGGAACAUCUAUUCUGGUGGUUAAACCGAAGACAUUUUUUCAAGGGAGUGCUAUUAGAACAGGAAUCUGCUCAGGGGACUCUAGUGACAGAUGCGUCACAGUCGGGAUGGGAAGAGCCUCAUAUAAACAAUUAUCAGAUAGCAGGUGUUUGGUCGCCGCCUCAGUACAAAGUGAAACGCAUCAAUUGGCUAGAACUCAAAGCUGUGCAGUUAGCACUGCAAACAUUUCUGAUAAAAGUACAAUUCAAAAGUGUGCUAGUGAGAACAGACAAUGCAACUGUCGUCAGUUAUCUGAACAAACAGGGAGGUACGCGAUCCCCAGACCUUGGUUACUUGGCAUCGGAUCUUUUGAAAUGGUGUAUAAAUCACAAUGUCAAAAUCCAAGCUGUUCAUAUUCCAGGGAAUAAGAAAUAUUUUAGCAGAUACCCUGUCAAGAGGGAAAAUGACCAUUCGUUUGACAGAAUGGGCAUUACAUAUGACAAAAGUGAAUUUGUUGUUCCUUCGUCUUAUAUAGGAACACCAGUAAUAGAUCUGUUUGCGACUUCAAUGAACAAGAAGCUACCAGUGUUUUGCUCUCCUUGGCCGGAAGAAACUGCAGUGUCAAUAGAUGCGCUGUCAAUGAAAUGGACAAAUCUCUUUAAUUAUGCCUUCCCGCCACCGAUAAUUCUAAACAGAGUAUUACAAAAAUACAGAAAGAGGACUGUGUAA
Messenger RNA from Mytilus trossulus (common blue mussel), 837 nucleotides. RefSeq lists its product as uncharacterized. The record is from RefSeq and is a predicted model, not a curated record. Gene Ontology annotation, molecular function: nucleic acid binding. NCBI's taxonomy places the organism in Eukaryota, Metazoa, Mollusca, Bivalvia, Mytilida, Mytilidae. The transcript has a single exon. Bases 1 to 837 code for a protein of 278 amino acids.